GAAAUGCAAUGAAUGAGUAGUAAGUCGGAACACGCAAGACAAUUAAGAAGAAGUUACCCAGCUAAUAAGCGCGCAGCAAAAAUAACUAACCUUACACACCAAGAUUUAUUGUCAUUCCUAUAAUCUCUAUUUACUAAUUUAAUUAUUUAAUAAAUAUUUAUUUAUGUUAUUAUCCUCAUCUAUUGUAAAGUAUUCAAUCUUAAUGGGUUUGCAUUUCUAUCUCACAAACAAAAUCUCAAAGGAAAGAAAAAGAAGAGGAAGUAACACUUAAACACAAACACAUUCACAUUAACAUUCAUAUUCACAUUGACUCUGUAAUUGUGAAGUGUUGUUUUUAUUUCACCUUGCCGUUUUCUUCGCCCUUCGUCUCAUCUCAUAAUCCAAUUCCUUCUUUUGCCUCUCUCUCUUCAAUCAAAUUUUCCGAUUCCUUUUCUUCUUCCUUCCUAUUCGUUGCCAGGUGAACCUUCCAUAAUAGCAGGAAGUCAGUGGUUGAGACAUAAUAGACGUAUAUGAAACAGUGGUUAUAAAUUUAUAAUGUCUGGACUGAUUGAAGGCCUUCCUGAUGCUGUUGCAAUAAGAUGUCUUGCACGCGUUCCCUUCUACCUCCACCCGAAGUUAGAGGUUGUCUCUCGUUCUUGGCAAGCAGCCAUUCGUAGCCCAGAACUAAUAAAAGUUCGAAAGGAAGUUGGUUCAUCUGAGGAUCUCUUGUGUGUCUGUGCUUUUGAUCCAGAGAACGUAUGGCAACUGUAUGACCCUCUAAGAGAUCUCUGGAUUACCCUUCCUGUUCUUCCCUCAAAGAUCAGACACCUUUCUCACUUUGGUGCUGUAUCCACGGCUGGAAAGUUGUUUGUGAUUGGCGGUGGAAGUGAUGCUGUCGAUCCUUUGACCGGCGACCAUGAUGGAUGUUUUGCAACCGAUGAAGUCUGGUCAUAUGAUCCCGUAAUCCGGCAGUGGGCCCCUCAGGCUCCAAUGCUUGUUCCCCGUUCUAUGUUUGCAUGUUGUGUUAUGAAUGGAAAAAUUGUUGUCGCCGGGGGAUUCACUAGCUGUAGGAAAACAAUAUCUCAAGCAGAAACGUAUGACCCUGAGAAUGAUGUUUGGACUCCAAUGCCUGAUCUUCAUCGCACUCAUAAUUCAGCUUGUUCAGGAAUAGUGAUUGGAGGAAAGAUGCAUGUACUGCACAAGGAUAUGUCAACAGUGCAAGUUUUAAACAAUGCAGGGACUGGAUGGAUCGUCGAGGAGUGUGAUUGGCUUCAAGGUCCAAUGGCAGUAGUCCAGGAUGCACUUUGUGUUAUGAGCAAUGGAUGUAUCAUAAAGCAAGACAAAGAAGGGAAAAAGAUUAUAAGUUCAGCAACAGAGUUUAAAAAGAGAAUUGGGUUUGCAAUGAUUGGACUAGGCGAUGAUUUAUACAUGAUUGGAGGCUUCAUUGGACCUGACAGAUGGAAUUGGGACAUUAAGCCAUUAUCAGAAGUUGAUGUUCUCACACUUGGGAGUGAGAGGCCAACUUGUGAAAGACCAACUUGGCGCCAAACAGCUCCAAUGACAAGGUGUCGAGGUACCAUUCAUGGUUGUACACUGCUGAGAAUUUAGGCCCUGCCUUUCUAGCUAGACUUUCAUGUACUUUGUUCUAAAGGGGAUUUGCAUCCCUGCAACUAGACAAAGAGUAUUUGUGUUGAUAACAUGCGGUAACAAGGUGAGUUUUUUCUGUGUCUGUUACAUUUGAAGCAAAAUAGCAGCAAGGUCCAUCAGUAAGCAGUUAACAAUCGGAGCUACUUCACUUUGCAAUUUAUCAUUUACUUUACGUAUGAUACGGAGAACCGCUUCAUAUAGCACAAAUCAACUUCAUUUAGUCCUUUUCUUUUACUCUUUUCUGAUGGUAGCUCAGAGGGAUUAUGUUCCAAAACUUCAUAAUCUCAUAAUUUUGUUAAUAUAUGGAAAUUAAAUUUAGCUAUGAGAUGGAUUUAAUUCUUUCUUGACUAA
Molecule: messenger RNA, 1977 nt
Organism: Cicer arietinum (chickpea)
Lineage: Eukaryota; Viridiplantae; Streptophyta; Magnoliopsida; Fabales; Fabaceae
Product: F-box/kelch-repeat protein SKIP30
Molecular function (GO): protein binding
Source: RefSeq, a predicted model, not a curated record